AUGCCAACUACUAGCUUUUCAAUUUCCUUUAUACCAGCAAUAUCGCAGUCUCUUCCUCCUUUAGUACUUACAAAAUCAGCAAAUAUAUCGACUUCCCAUCGUGGAUUACCUCCUAUGACAUUACUACAACCACCACAACAAGUAGUCCCAGCAUCAUUGAAUCAGCCAACGAGUUCAUUACAAUUACCAGCUUUACCUCAGCAAUGGCAAGGUGCAGAAGAGUCGAUGAGGAAUUGGCUCCAAGCAAAGGCUGAAGAGGACAAACGAAAGCAGGAGGAGAAGACAAGACAAGAAGCACUUAGGUUGAAGCAAAGGAAGAUCGAGCAAGAUAUACUAAGAACUUCUUUGGCGAGAGGAAUCCCUCUAUAUAUGAUUCCUAUGAUUUUUGCUGGAAUGGGUGGCGGCAACUUAUCAAACGCUAGCUUAGAAUGGGCUCAACACUACAUGGCGCAAGCACAUCAACUGCAACAACAACAACAAUAA
Messenger RNA from Sclerotinia borealis F-4128, 483 nucleotides. The record is from the annotation of a GenBank genome assembly. Lineage: Eukaryota; Fungi; Ascomycota; Leotiomycetes; Helotiales; Sclerotiniaceae.